This is a messenger RNA of Melanotaenia boesemani (Boeseman's rainbowfish), 8123 nucleotides long. RefSeq names its product ligand-dependent nuclear receptor corepressor-like protein. Gene Ontology annotation, molecular function: DNA binding. Bases 40 to 6219 code for a protein of 2059 amino acids. The transcript is spliced from 8 exons. The record is from RefSeq and is a predicted model, not a curated record. Gene Ontology annotation, cellular component: nucleus. Gene Ontology annotation, biological process: regulation of transcription by RNA polymerase II. Lineage: Eukaryota; Metazoa; Chordata; Actinopteri; Atheriniformes; Melanotaeniidae.
GUUCAAACAGAGGGAGACAGAGGGGGGGAAGGACCGAGAAUGGCGGCCGUGCAGUGCACCAAAUGCACGGCAGAAAGGAAAGGGUUUCGGCGGGAACUUGAUUCUUGGCGACAUAGAUUAAUACACUGCGUUGGGUUUGAAUGUAUUCUGGAGGGAAUCUAUGGUCCAAUUCUGCUGAAAGACCUCAAUUUAUUUGUUGGCUGUGAACCUGAAGAGGUGGAUGACUGGUCCCCAGAAGCGAGCCGCUCUCAAUGUUCAUUCUGUAACCUUUCACUGGACAAACUCAGUGAUCCAGUACCUGCAGCCAUGUCGCCUUCCUCCUCCCCCUCUGAUUUAUCUCCCUGUCAGGCCCUGACCAUCUCUGAGAGCAGCCAGUCAGCACACAGGUUCCUCCAAGCAGUGUUUCACAAGAAAGAUGUGUCCAUGGACUGUGAUUCGAACAUACCUCUGGUUGCCCAGGAGCUGAUGAAGAAGAUGAUACGCGAAUUUGCUGUGGAGUACGCAUCCAAGUGCUUGCUCCGCACCAAUACAAAUGGUGUAACAAGGUCCUCAUCGCCAUUGUCAGAAACAUCAGAUGCCCCUCUGGACCUCACAGUGAGCCGAAUGCUGGAAGAGAAGGAGAUUAAGCCUGAACCAGAUGGCGUGCUAGACCUAUCCAACCGGAAUUUUGCCAGCUCAGCAACUUCAUCGUCAUCUAAUCACAAAGUUUUGGGUUUCCAGCUGCCAUCAGUUACAGAAGAACUGGGAGAUCUGGGACGGCGAGGGACUAAGUUUCAUCAGAGUUCUACGUUGGACGCUGUUCUACAUUCUUUGUGCUCAGCACACCGAUCUUUACUCUACCAAAUCCUGAAGCUGGCACACCAGGAAAAAUUGCUCCAGUUUCUUAAUCACAAACAUGUCAGUCAGACUGAAUCCCACUGCUGUCACUGUGGUGUAAGCCCACUGGAUACCUUUACACCUCAUUCAGCCCCUUUUAAUGAAUGUAAAGCCUAUAACCACAGCAUGUACUGCACUUCAGCAAAUAGCAGUCGUCAAAGUCAUUGCAGUGCCGUGUACCAUCCAGGAGACUCAAAGACUGGCUGUAGCAUCCAUCAUCAUCCCUUCAGAAGCUGUAACAGUGAAGGUCAUCGGGGCUCCAGCUAUGGUUGUGUGCAGAGGCGCAGGAUGGAAAAUCUCUGCUCCAACAGACUUCCUUGUGUUUCCUGCCAAAGCUUUGCAGUGGGCCACAGAAACAGCAUAGCAAGUUCUUUUGUGCCCUCUUCAGUGGUAUCCCAAUCCCCAUCUUGUACUCACUCUUGUUCAUGUCAUCCAAACCACACCUGUCUGAGACAAGUCAAAAAUAUAGUAGAUAGAGGGGUUGGAGAUGGGGAUCAUCACUGUCCUGUCCUACAGAGGGAACAGAGCCCUUCUCCUCCCCCUCUGUCCCCCAUUCCCUCAGACAUCAGUAAGAAAACUAAUGAAAAACCACCAGCCCUCCAUCACCACAGGCAAGUGGAGAAAGCUGAACCAAUGGUUAAAUGCAUUUCUGUGAGUGGUAGCCACAUGGUAGCAGAUGUGGCUACAGCUACAGAUAACGAGCCACAGUGUAAGACCCCAGAAAAUAGUCAGGCUGAUCAAAAUCCAAGCGGGACUUUGCUGCAAGAUGUUGUGAAUCGCUUCAGUCAGAAACUGGAGACAAUCACAUCUAUAGACAGAGAACCUACUCUGCUUCCGACACCUAUCUGUGUUACUGAAAAGGAGCAACCACAGUUUCCCUCAACCAGUCAGAACCUACAGUGUCAUGCUGAUGCACAUCUGACCGAAAUCAUCACCACAGUGCUUCACACAGGCCGCGCUAGCGACUACAGUCUCAGUGAGCUGUUUAACAAACACGAUAAGAAAGAGCCUAAGUCGCCCAAUACCCGCUACCGCCGUCGCCAGGAAGUUCUGGUUGCUAUAGCAACACCUGCUGAUGAUGCAUCUACCAGAAGGCAAAGUUUACAAAUUAAACGUGAGCUUGCCAGGCUUGAUCAGUCCUACAACAGGAGAAGGGGACCUCCAACAAAGAAAGCAAGACUGAAAGAUGGAAAUCACUCUAUAACUACAUCAGGCACUUCACCAGACCCAGAUCUUGUUAAGGAGGUGUCUGAUGGAAAUCAUUCUAUAACUACAUCAGGCACUUCACCAGACCCAGAUCUUGUUAAGGAGGUGUCUAAAAGAAAAAAUGUAGUUGUAGAACCUGUAGAGAAUCAUAAAGUCCUGAAGGCAACACUGAGUAUGCUCUCAGCAGAAAGAGACAGGGAGGAAACUGAAGAAGCCAUAAAAACAGUUAUAACAGAAGAGCUGGAGGCUGUUAAAGGAGAGGAGAGUGAAAGGGAGAUAAGUGAGAAAAAACAACUUACUUUGUCAAAUACUCAAAUACAAAACCCUGAGCUACAAUGUACACAUAAAACACAAGACUUAAAAGAAGCACAGACACAGGUGAUAACAGUGAACGCAACCUCAACACAUCAGUAUGGUAGUUCCUGUAGAGAAGAUUGUAAAGGUGGCUGUGAUACGAGUCUCGUAGAAACCCCAUCAAUCCAAAGCUUUGACACAGACAACACACCUGGUAAAGAUUCCUCCAGUCCUGUUAAAGAGGGACAAAAGUGUCAGUCAGUCCAGUGCAAGGGCGUAAGAAAAUCCACAAGAAAUAUUGUCCCUCCACAGUGGAUUUUAUCCUAUGUCACAGAGCCCAGAUUGUUCAUCCCUGCAAGUAUCUCUGACAGCAUCUUCAACAGUACAGCACAAAACAACAAGGCUUUGACAUCUAGCACCUUGGACUCAUUUUCUAAAGAUGCCAACAAUGUCCAUCUUAAAUCAGAAAGUGGAACCCACCUGUCCUCACAGGAGUGCAUAGGAAAGCUUGCCUAUAAAACACCAAAAAAACAUUGUGAACUUUCUAACACAGAGAUAAAAGUUCCAUAUCAGAGCUUGUCCCAAACAACAGUCAAAGAGAGUUCUGAAAAACACAGCCCAGAAAAAAGAGCAGAUGAUAUUGACUGUGGCUUAAGUAGAAGGCUACGAUCAUCUUCAAGACUAGAGGUUCCUGAUAUGCCCAAAAACUCAUCAAAUGCUGAUGUCACUAUUAAGUCCAUCAGUGUUGAGAGCCCUUUCAGCUCCCAAAUCCAGUACACUAGUCCAAUCAAGCUCAUGUUUGUAUCACCAGUAAAGGAUAAAGGAGGAGUUAAAUAUAGUCUCAAAUCAGCAGGUUCUGGUUCUACUACACAAACAGAAGAACCUUUUGACCCCUAUGAAGAGUCUUCAUGGUCAGGAGCACCUCAGAAACACAAAAGGCAGAGCAGAAAGUGUGCAUCAGUACAAUCUGUCAUUUUACAAUGUAAAUCUGCUACCUUGUGCACUAGAUCUGCAUCUUCCCCUGUCAAGUCAGCAUUUUCACCGGCCAAGACAACUUCCUCACCGGCCAAGUCGGCGCCUUCACCAGCCAAGUCAGCUUCCUCAACGGCCAAGUCGGCUUCCUCGCCGGCCAAGUCAGCAUUUUCACCAGCCAAGACAACUUCCUCACCGGCCAAGUCGGCUUCCUCGCCGACCAAGUCGGCUUCCUCGCCGGCCAAGUCGGCUUCCUCGCCGGCCAAGUCAGCUUCCUCGCCAGCCAAGUCAACACCUUCACCGGCCAAGUCGGCUUCCUCAUCGGCCAAAUCAGCUUCCUCGCCGGCCAAGUCGGCUUCCUCACCGGCCAAGUCGGCUUCCUCGCCGGCCAAGUCAACACCUUCGCCGGCCAAAUCGGCUUCCUCGCCGGCCAAGUCGGCUUCCUCGCCGGCCAAGUCGACGCCUUUGCUGGCCAAGACAACAUCUUUUCCAAUGUCGGCGUAUUCACCACCUAAAAGUGGCUCCAGAAGAUCAAGCGACAGUACUCCAUCCAAGCGUUUAUCUGGAACUGAAAGCCAACAUUCACCAGAUGAUUUGCCAUCUCCCCAUGAAACCACUCCUCCAAAAAGACGUCCAGGCCGGCCAAAAAAGCUGGGACCACAUUUGGAGCAAAAAGUGAAGAGGCCCAUUGGUCGACCUCGUAAGCAGAAGGCUGUUGAUGCUGCAGCAUCAACAGAGACAAGAACAUUAAAUGGAAAAUGUCUUGUGGCAUCUGAUAGUGAGGACAGUGUGAACAAAAAUCUCAAAAUUACGGUAGUAUAUGGUCGUUCAAGGAGAAACAAACGAAUGGUGUCUGAGGGUUUUGACAAGCUACAGACAGACUUUAGUGAUGUUUUGCAGGGAGUGGAUCUUAAAGGUGACUUGGGCAUUUUCUUGCACCGUUCUAAGAAGAGUUCAAGUAGUAUCAAAACAGCCUCAGAAGAGAUAAACUUAGUCAGCCCUGCAAAAGAGCCUGCUCCUCAGUCAGGCGGCAACAUCAAAUUUGCGAAGCGGGAUGAAUCUGCCCCCUCAAGAAAACCAGGAAGACCUGCAAAAGUUAAAAUCUCUGGAAUAUCUGUUACAGUCACUACAGUGUCACCUCGUCAACGCAAAAUUCUGAUAAAUAAAGACAAGCAGCAAUCACCUGAAACACAUCUUCCUAAGAAAGCACUCCUGCCAGAGGUCACAUCUGCCAAAGAGCCCCGGACAAUCAGCUGUCAGUUAACAAGCAAAAGGAGUCAAAUGGAGGAGGGGUUAGAAACAAACAAGCAUAAAGAUGAACUGCCAAAUCGGUCUGUAGCAGUGCGACAUUCGAUGAGGGUAAGAAAACCCUCUAUCCACUUUCUGCAUGCGGUUGCUACUUCAGGUUUUAGAUCAUACAGCCACAGUAAUGCUCUUCUACGGCGCUCUAAGCAGCUUCUGCUAACCAAGGAAAGCAAUGAAAGGAGACAGGAAGAGCAACAGAGAAGUGUAAAAACUUCAGGAAAGAAAAGGCAGUUCUAUGGACAAGAGAGGGCAAGCAUUCCUCAAGACCUGAGCAAAGUUGCAGCAGUAUCUGUAGAGUCAAUCUUUAGCCCAAAAGAGACACUAAGGUGGUGGGCAGCAUCAGCUGAGGAGCAGACAUUGAACCAGGAGCUUGCCAGGAGAAUACGACUUAUCUCUGACACCUGGGUCACAGACACUGCUGAGACCCAAGAUGAUGAAAUUUCUCUUAACUCCACAUUAGACACUCAAGGGAGCAGUUCAUUAACUAGAAAGUCAAAAAAUUCAUCUGUGGUCAGAGCACUGUUUGACUGUUCACCUAACAAACCAAGGUCCUGUAGCAUGCAGCAGGUCUGCUCCUGGUUUAUGCAGACUACAGAGACACAAUCUCUGGCCAUUGUCAAGAAGGCAAGCUCCCGUAAUCCUUAUGAACUCAUGCACUUCCCUCGCUCUGCUAAUAAAGAAAGUGUUUGCCAUAGUCCUCAGGCAGAGCGACUCCGCAAACAUAUCAAGAAGUUUGCCAAAACUGUGCCAAAAAGCCCACUGCAACAUCAGCAAGCUCAACGACGACUGAAAAAGAAUAAAGUUAGGCGACAGCUUUUUAUUCCUAGAUUUGCAAUGCAUAAACGCAGUCGGGGAGUCCUGUGGUGGAGAUGCAACUCAUCUGGUAAAUACAAGGCAACUUUGGUCAGAGCAAGGUCAAGGUUCCUAACCCAAAAGGAAAGGAAGACACGUCAAAAGAAGCGGGGGAACAAAAAGAAAAGAAAAGUGACAUCGGUUUGCUUAAACAGAACUGUAGUAACUGGACAACGGCCAAGUCGUAAAGCAUCGCACAGGUCAGUAAAAGAUCAGUUCUCUGACUGUCUUGAGAGCAAUGCCACCUGUUCUGUUAACCGAACUCAGGAACUUGUGGAUGCACACAAAGAGCAGAAUCUCAGUUCCAAAGCCUGGAGUCCUGAAACUCUAAAAGAGUGCCGGGUGUUUCUGAGAAAGAUCAACUCUCCGGAUAGCGAGUCAGCUGAGGAGUGGGACUCCUGUACUGUGACACUGGAUGAUGGGUCACCUUCUGCAUACCUCUUUGCUGGGAAGGAGAGAGAACUGGUACAAGUUGUUGAAGCUGUGAAAAGUGAAAGAAAAAGGAGCACAAGUAACACAAGGCAGCAGACGGAUUCUGUAGUGAAAUCAGUGCAGAAGCAGGAUGCGGUGCCAGCGGGGAGGCAGAGGUGUAAAAGAAGCCCUGGGGUUGUAUCUACUGAACUACCACAACCACCACCAGCGAAAAAGUUGAGACAAUCGCGAAUGAGGGGCCUGACAGGACCGAGAUGGUGCGACUUUGUGUUUGAAAACUAAAUUAAGCACGAGGCCUCCUCCCUGGGAAAGGGACUGUGGUUGAACGCGGUGCCUUCAGACGUUGAGCUGACCACUUGGACUGACCAUCCCGCUUAGGGUCAGUCUUACACUCAGCAGUCAUGUAGCAGUCUAACUUAAAAGCUUGAUGUUGCACUAUUUUUAUCCGUUGAUACAUAUUUACUUUUUUUUUUCUUGGUCAACUUGCCUUUGUCUUUCUGUAGGAGUAGAACUCAUUUCAUCAAGGAGAGUUUUAAUGGGAGAAGUGCUUGUAAAGUGAGCUCUGUAAGAGUAGCUGUAAGGAAGGACGGCGCUCUCCUGCAUUAUCACAGUGCCACCUGAAUACACCCCCCACCUAUGAAGUUCAACUAAGCUUAAAGAAAAUCUUAAUCUAAAUUUGGUUGUUUUUCUACUUUAAGGCACUCCUGCUUAAAACCUACAAAAUUUGUCCAUUUUUAUUUAUUAAAAAUCUUACUUUAGCGCAUUUGAAAUUCUGAAUAAUUGAAUAAUUUGGUUUAAUAUUAUAGGUUAGUUAAAAUAAUACUAAAAUUUUUAAACAGUUUUAAUCUGAGCCUUUUUUGUUUUUGUUUUUGGCAACCCAGUACAUAUCUAGUAAUGAAGGAUUUUUUUUUAAGGCCAUCUUAACUCCUGUGUGUGCGCGUGUGUGUGUGUGUGUGUGUUUGGGCUCCAACUAUAUACUUACAUGUACUUCAGUAAUUGGCCAUAGUCCCCUACUACAGCUAAAUAUUUUGAGUAAUUUUCUUUUAACAUAUUUUACAUUUGCAAAUCUUGGUUCCAAAUGCUGAUCCCAAUGGUUACAUAUUCACGUCCACAAAACACAGGUGGUGUGUGUGUGUGUGAAUAAAGAAAGUGGCAUUAUGCAGUUGUAGAAGGAAAAUUAAGCUUUAUUUGUUGGUUGGUGGGAUCUGUCUGAUUUUUGCUCAACUAUCUGUAUGCAUCUCAUUUACCCACAGCAUUUACUGUAUGUCGCUGCCAGAUGUACCUCUUGCACUAUUCCAUUUGAGAUUAUUAAUCCCACUACACAGUUUACUCCUAUAUUUUGCACAUCCUGUGUCCCACUACCAACCCCUACUGUAAAUCUAGAAUCUCUUUGGUGCAAUACAAACCCAGAUGAUUUAUCAUAAUGUAGAAAUUAUUUUAUUGUUGACAGACGAAUGGAUGUACACGAGAAUCAGUGACCAGGUGUGUUAACUUCAUCUGUUUCCACAGCCAUGUUGUGAUGUUCUGAGAUUUAAACCCAUUAAGACCGAAGGCGCCUUGUAGGCUCAGGCAUAACGUUGGUUAGAGGGUACUACCGGUUUUCUCACCUGCUUUUUUUUUUCUCCUUAAAGAAGCAAAAAAAUAAGUCAUAGCAUUUAUAAAAAAAAGAGAGAUCAUAUUAGCAUUAUUUAGUUUAAAUAAAGGUAGAUUGUGUGUUAGUUUCCUUGGAGUGUUUUUUUUUUCCUUUCUUUGUUGUCUCUCCCUUUAAGUUGCAGCAGAAGAUGCCUACCUCCACUGGGACUCUGCUAAGUCUACUGCUCCUUUGCUUAUCAGCUGUGUCACAAACAAGGCCAGAGUUUUUUAAGAAACACUAAUUUGGAUUAUUAUGUUUUCCUGCCAUGUAUUAGACACCUGGUAGAUCCAAAAUAUCUGUGUUUAGGUCAGAAAUGUACCCCGUAGAAAGUUUCUGCCUGACUACCCUUGUAUAUAUGUAUGUCACUAUGGUUGCCAUGUAAACAUAAAUAAGUUGGAGAGGUUCAGUCAUGUCAGAAAUAACCAUCGGCCCUUUGUUUUUUGAAGAACCUGGUGCUAAAAAUCUGUUGUAUAUUUUCUUUAUCAUGUUUUUAUACCGUUCAUUACAGAUGCAACAGAAGUGUGACUGGAUCAAUAAAGUCUUUUCAAGUAAA